Armigeres subalbatus is the source of this 2102-nucleotide messenger RNA. RefSeq lists its product as uncharacterized. NCBI's taxonomy places the organism in Eukaryota, Metazoa, Arthropoda, Insecta, Diptera, Culicidae. The transcript is spliced from 2 exons. Bases 102 to 1460 code for a protein of 452 amino acids. The record is from RefSeq and is a predicted model, not a curated record.
AUUAGAAAGUGUGUAGAAAGCUGCGUAAAUAAAAAUCAUUUUCAAGUGAAAAGAGUGAAAUUUUGAAAAGCUAAGUAGUAUUUAAGUAGUCGUAAGGAGAAAUGUCGCAAAUAGUAACUAGGAAUAAGUACAACGAGAAAGCAGGUACAUCGGCAAGCCGAGGAGGCGUCCUGCCGAAAGGUGCAAGGAUACAAAAACCUAACCAGAAACGUAACGCUACACCACAGCAGAUCAGUUCCGGUCAAGUCAGCGAAACAUGGCAUUCGGACACAGUUUACAUCGAAACAACGGAUCCGGAACAAAAUCGAUACAAUCACCCGGCGGAAAUUGGAAAAACGCUCAACGGAAAAGGAAUAGGAAGGAUCAAAGACAUACAAAGAAUCGGAAAGUUCCGAUUCAAAAUACUGUUUGAGACAGCGAAGGAAGCGAGCCCAUUGAUACUCUGCAAACUAGAAGAUGUCGGACUAAAGAUCUACACGCCCCGCAUAACAACGGAAAUCAUCGGACUAGCAAAGGAGGUGCCGUUGUGCUACAGCACAACAGAAAUAUUCGAAAAUCUGGAAGUGGAUAAGGAAGUAAUCAGCAUCGAACGACUAAAAAGGAAGGACAGCGAAGGAAACCUCAUCGACACGCGGACAGUCAGAAUCAAAUUCAAGGGGAGAGUCUUGCCAGAAACAGCGGUCUUGUACGGAUGGAGGUUCCAACUGGAACUCUAUAUCUUUCCGGUGAAACAGUGUAGAAACUGCUGGAUGUUUGGCCACAAGAAAGAAAUGUGCCGAAAGAAAACGAAAUGCCCAAAAUGUGGAACUGAACAUGGAAAAGAGGAGCAGUGCAGAGGACAAACAACAUGCCUAAAUUGCAGAGAGGAGCACCCGGCCGACGACCGAAGAUGUCCGGAGCGAGAGCGGCAAUCAAAAGUUAACGAAGCCAUGCAAAGAAGAAGAAUAACACAAAAAGAAGCACUGGAACUAUACCCGAAAAGCAACAUAAGGCUGGAAAACCAAUUCGAGAUACUAGGGCGGUACGACGAGUUUCCACAACUACAACAGCAAGAAGAAUACGGAACAAACAGCAACAACCGACCACGACGCAACAAACCUCAUCGAGCCACAGCGAACAGCUAUCAACAACACUGGAGACAGCGCAGAAACUCUGAAGCAGGGUCGGAUUUAGGCACCGUAAACGACGCGGACCCAGGAAUAAAAGUGGAGCUAGCUAAACUAGAGAGGAAAUUCGAAGAAUUGGCACAAAAAAUCACCAUUAUCGGAAAAAUAAUAAAACUGCAGCAAUGUGUGAAAGAAGAAUUCAAGAAACAACAGGACCUGCCGAGCUUGGAAGCGCUAGUUAUCAAAAUCAGCACAGUUCUAAAUGAAAUCAUCGACGAAUUUGGAAAUGAAAUCACGAACAUCAGAAACCAUACAGAAAACGAGAGCAACACCUACGAAGAAAAUGGCGAAUAAGAUAAGCAUACUCCAAAUAAACAUUCAGUCUAUAAGAGCAAGCGAAAAACGAGAAGAAUUGGAAUUUUUCCUAAAAUCCGAAAAAAUAAAAAUUGCAACGCUGCAGGAGAUCUGGCUAAAGCAAGGAGAAACGUUUAGGAUGAGAGGAUACAAAAUGACUAGCAGCAGAAGGAGUGACGGCUACGGAGGAGUCGGGAUUUUAACGGAGGAAAGCAUAGAUUUCGAACCACUAAACAUCACAUCACUUCUUCCAAUAGAAGUAGUAGCGAUCAAAAUCACCAACCUGGAGACGCCACUCAACGUCUUCUCAAUAUACGUGCCACCAAACCCGAACGUCGCCAAACAAGCUGAAAUGAAAUUGGUAGAAUUAUUCGAUAAAAUAGAAACUCUCCAAGGGGAAACACUAGUAACGGGAGACUUUAACGCACAUCACACCAUGUGGGACGACAACAGAAAUACUUGUAGGAAAGGAAAAAUCAUAGCUCAGGCCCUUGAAAACUCAAGAUUAUGUCUAAUGAACGACGGUACAAUGACUACUAUCCCUAGAAUAGACAGCAACCCUUCAGCAAUCGACCUAGCCUUCGGAACGAGAAACAUUGUAAAUAAAACGGAGUGGAAAGUAAUGGACCAAUCUUUUGGUAG